This is a messenger RNA of Biomphalaria glabrata, 381 nucleotides long. Its product is annotated as high mobility group nucleosome-binding domain-containing protein 5-like. Bases 1 to 381 code for a protein of 126 amino acids. The record is from RefSeq and is a predicted model, not a curated record. The transcript has a single exon. Lineage: Eukaryota; Metazoa; Mollusca; Gastropoda; Planorbidae.
AUGGAGAAAAAGGCAGAGAGAAUGGAGAAAAAGGCAGAGAGAAUGGAGAAAAAGGCAGAGAGAGUGGAGACAAAGGCAGAGAAUGGAGAAAAAGGCAGAGAGAAUGGAGAAAAAGGCAGAGAAUGGAGAAAAAUGCAGAGAGAAUGGAGACAAAGGCAGAGAGUGGAGAAAAGGCAGAGAAUGGAGAAAAAUGCAGAGAGAAUGGAGACAAAGGCAGAGAGUGGAGAAAAAGGCAGAGAGAAUGGAGACAAAGGCAGAGAGAAUGGAGACAAAGGCAGAGAGAAUGGAGAAAAAGGCAGAGAGAAUGGAGAAAAAGGCAGAGAGAGUGGAGAAAAAGGCAGAGAGAAUGGAGAAAAUUACAGAGAGGUUGAGAUAUGCUAA